Psammomys obesus (fat sand rat) is the source of this 2237-nucleotide messenger RNA. It is a transcript of the gene Cbx1, whose product is annotated as chromobox 1. The transcript is spliced from 5 exons. Lineage: Eukaryota; Metazoa; Chordata; Mammalia; Rodentia; Muridae. The record is from RefSeq and is a predicted model, not a curated record. Gene Ontology annotation, cellular component: pericentric heterochromatin; nucleus. Bases 251 to 808 code for a protein of 185 amino acids. Gene Ontology annotation, biological process: negative regulation of transcription by RNA polymerase II; chromatin organization. Gene Ontology annotation, molecular function: chromatin binding.
GGUGCGGGCGGCGGGCAGCGCAGAGUGAGAGGCUCUUUUGUUCGGCUGAGGGGAGGGCCGUCGGCCGGGCCUGCGGUACGCCGCUUCAGCUGGGCGCUCGGCUGCGGCCAAACGGCUUUUUGCUUCUCUGGUCGCAGCUCCCUGGGGCCGCUCGACGCCACGCGCGAGGAGCGCGGCACGGAUUCCUCCCAGGCUCGCGGGCGCUGCUUCGAGUAGCGUCACCCUUUACACCGGAAAGCUGGCGGGUACUAUGGGGAAAAAACAAAACAAGAAGAAAGUGGAGGAGGUACUAGAAGAAGAGGAAGAAGAAUAUGUGGUGGAAAAAGUUCUUGAUCGGCGAGUUGUCAAGGGCAAAGUGGAAUAUCUUCUAAAGUGGAAGGGUUUCUCAGAUGAGGACAACACAUGGGAGCCAGAAGAGAACCUGGAUUGUCCAGACCUCAUUGCUGAGUUUCUGCAGUCACAGAAAACAGCUCAUGAGACAGAUAAAUCAGAGGGAGGCAAACGCAAAGCUGAUUCUGAUUCCGAAGAUAAGGGAGAGGAAAGCAAACCAAAGAAGAAGAAAGAAGAGCCAGAAAAGCCACGAGGCUUUGCCCGGGGUUUGGAGCCAGAGCGGAUUAUUGGAGCUACUGACUCCAGUGGAGAGCUCAUGUUCCUCAUGAAAUGGAAAAACUCUGAUGAGGCUGACCUGGUCCCUGCUAAGGAAGCCAAUGUCAAGUGCCCACAGGUUGUCAUAUCCUUCUAUGAGGAAAGGCUGACGUGGCACUCCUACCCCUCAGAGGAUGAUGACAAAAAAGACGACAAGAAUUAGCCCUCUUGAGUGCCCACCCCUGUCACCUUUGACUGUGGGUUUCCCGUGGGGAGGGAAGGAGUUGUACCUGUCUUGACCCCAUAGGGGUGGCUUGAGAAGAUGUCCUUUGAAGAGCCAGCAUAGUUUCUGUGCCCUGCAGCAGCCCAAGUGCUUUACAUUGUUCAAGCUGUAUAGUCUGCACACCUAUCCCAGUGGAGGGGAAAGGGUAAGUGUUUCAAGGCAACCAGUUCUGCGCUUUCUUAAGAAAGUGGAGGGCCUUCCAUGAAGGACAAAACCUGCAGAACCGGGGUGUGGGAAAGCAAGAUACUGUCGACCUUCAAAGAGCAUCUCCACAACCCACAGCCUUCUUCCCAAUAGUGUUAACUGCAUUUUUACAGCCUAGCAUGUGUGUAGUUUUUGGCUAUUACUGGUAUAUUAAUUGGGGUGGGAGGGUUGGGGCAGGGAAGGGAGAUGGGUAGAAUCAUUUUGGUUAAAAUUUGGGGCCUGAUUGGGGAAAUGGUGAAACAGUAGAAAGAACAUAUAACUAAUAAAUUGGUUCUAUGUUGAGAAUAUUUUGCCUUUUCAAAAAAUGUCAUUUGCACCAUAAAUGAGGACUGUAAGAGACUGUUAAAAAAAAUCCUGUGAAUGCUGAAACCUACAGCCAAGGUGCUCCCUACCUGAGCUCAUUGUGGCCCACAGAGGACAAAGCCAGUUCCCUGAAUUACCAAAGCUGCCAUUGGAUGACGGAAACAGACUGAAGAGGGAAAGUUUUACUGGGGAGUAUAUACAGGCAGACCAUUCUAUUCUGCCUUAGAGGUGCUAAUUCCUGAAAUUGGAUGGGGAAAAACAAAAAUGUUUUUUCAAUUACAAAGUUAUAAAUAUCAGUUUGUCCAUCCAAGCCAUUGGCUCAAGUGUUGUAGGAGGGCCUGUGAGAGAUGGGGAGAUGGGAGCCUGUGCUCCUGGGGCAGAAACUCUUGGGGCCUUUGGGCCUUUCUUUUUUUUUUUUUUUUUUUUUUUUUUUUUUUUUUUUGCUUUAGGGGCUUGGUUUUUUUUUUUUUUUUUUUUUUUUUUUUUUUUUUUUUUUUUUUUUUUUCUGUUUUUCAAGUUUUGAAACCUGAAACUGCUUGUGGCGGGUUCAGUUACCGACAGCACAAAUUUCAUUGAGUCAAUUCAAGGGUUGAAUGACUUCACAAGCCCUGGUCUCAGGAGAUUAACUUUCAUAUUGGGUUAGUGGUACACUUGAGAAUACAAAAUAUUCAGAUUAACUGAUGUCCAACAUACUGUCUUGAAUCAUGAGAUCCAUUAAUUUUUAGUAUUGUCUAAACCUACAUAGAACUACAAUGUAAAAUCUUUUUAAGCAUGUGUUAGAUGUAUGUGAAAAAAAUUGUUUUAAGUGUAAACUUCAUACCAUAUUGUCAGUUUUUGUCUUAAUAAAACUAUAGAUUUAUAA